Messenger RNA from Penicillium macrosclerotiorum, 1983 nucleotides. RefSeq names its product Zn(II)2Cys6 transcription factor. Gene Ontology annotation, biological process: positive regulation of transcription by RNA polymerase II. Gene Ontology annotation, cellular component: nucleus. The coding region runs from base 1 to 1983 and encodes 660 amino acids. The record is from RefSeq and is a predicted model, not a curated record. Gene Ontology annotation, molecular function: DNA-binding transcription factor activity, RNA polymerase II-specific; zinc ion binding; transcription cis-regulatory region binding. The transcript has 3 exons. NCBI's taxonomy places the organism in Eukaryota, Fungi, Ascomycota, Eurotiomycetes, Eurotiales, Aspergillaceae.
AUGGAGGUCCGCUGCGACGAGACGAAACCAAGCUGUGCGAACUGCGAUAGACUGCGCCUGCGAUGCAUUUAUAAACCGCCCAUCGCCCUCGGCGGUACAUGGGCCGCCUCAUCACGCCAAUCCAACGAGCCCACAGAAUCACCGCCCGCCGCGUCGCAAGCUGCUCAAGUUGCUCCAUCCCCUGCAAUGGGAUCAGCUGCGGCCGCAGCUGCAGUCGCUGCAGCGGCUGUAGCCUCGCAGCGUUCGCCCGAUGCCAACUUCUUCAAUACCGUCCUUCGAUCCUCCGAGGAGCGAAACCGUCCCAGACCUGCACCGGCGACACCAACGCACCGUCUGCCUUCUAGUUCCGACUCAUACCCGCCGGAAUUAGGAGUACCGUUCGACAUGCUUGGAUUUAUGGGGGAAAUCACGUCCGAGUUGGAACAGAAACAUCUCGAUCUGACCAGUGGGCUGUCUGCGUUUACUACGAGUCCUGCUUCCCAAUCGCUGCCAGCCGGCAUGGCGUUGAACAUCGCCGACGAGGCACAAUUUAUCGGAGAGAGGCGAUCCCCGCUGAGUCCUGAUGGUCGGUCGUCACUUGUAGAUGGAAUGUCGAUUGGCAGUGCCUCCGAUGCUGCAACUACCCGCCGUAGUUGGUCCGAUCCGGGUAGCACUACAUAUGAGGAGCAGCUUCUCCAGCAUUUCUUAGACAUCGAUCCACCUGCCGCUAUUUUUGGCCCGGUGGAAAUGGAGUGGAAAUACGUUCGCCCGUCGGUUCUGGCUCAUGCGCGCGACUUCAGUCCGCUUCUGAAUGCCCUGUACUGCUACGCAGAUGUCCAUAAGGGAGUGGCGGAAGGGAAACGAUGGCGCUGGGCACCGACAUAUUACCGGGUAGCGAGUUCAGAAAUCCAAGCAUGUCUACUUGGAGAUGUGUCGGAUUCCAUCUUGGUCAAAACUUUCGCGGCCGUAUUUUUCUUAAUGUUGUCCGAGCUCUUUUCAUCGCCCGAAAUAUGUGCUCAAGGCACAUCAUAUCUUCAUUCUUCAUACCUUCUACUACAACGAUUUCAUUACCGCACGCAAACAUGGACGGGGCUGGGUCAUUUAUUGGCGUCUUGGAUAUCGCUACUCGAUGUCAAAUCACUUAUCGCAGGCCGUGAUGGUGAUCCACUGAUCGACCUGGGAAGGAUUGCUGAAAAUAAAACAAUAGGAAUUCCCUCGGGCCCGAAAAGCCCUCGACUAUCUCAAAAAACCAGCUCGGACGAAGAGCGCAAAGAGGCAGAUGGGAAUGAAGACCCCUUUCGCAGUCCAAGCUACUUGGUCUACGAGGCGAUAGUAGGCCCAGCAUUUCGAUUCUUCGUAAAGGCCCAGCAGAUCCUGAGACGGAUUGUUUCUAUCGACCUCCAUCAUCGCAGCAGGGGUACCCUGAGCGAUGAAUUUGAGGUCCUCCAAAUUGCGCACAAAGUGGGCGCAGACCUCGAAACGCUUUGGUAUAGCCGCCCAUCCGUGAUCGAUGUAUACGGAAACCCAGACGCGCUAUCAGACACGCUCUGCACCCAUGUUGCUCUCGAGGUCUGCCGCACAUUCCGCCAAUACGUAGCUAACUUCCUGGCCAACUUCAUCUACCUACACCGCGUCGCAUUCGCCAUCUACCCUCGGACUGAUCGUGUUAAUGGUGCGGUGGACCAAAUCAUUCAGCUCGCCACCCUAGAGUCUGCUGGUGCGGAAUCAGCACGCCUCCCAGUUAGCUUCUUGUGGCCACUCUUUGUUGCAGGCUUGGAAGGCUCCAAUGACCAGCGACAAUGGAUUGUCCAGGAAAUGCAGCGAAUGGCCUCCGCAAAUGAAGAUGAACCAGGGUCGUCAACAACCCUCUCACGCCAUCCAUCCGUAGACAAGGUCAUACUACUGCUGGAAGAGAUGGCUCGGCGGCAAGAUGUCUCUCGGUCGUGGGCGGACUCUCGAUGUGUACGCCGCGAGCUCUUCCCCGACUUUUUUGUGAUGAUUUGA